CACAUCUACUUUCGCACACACAAUCAUGGCUGCUGUUGCCGUCUCUUCACCUUCCAAGCCCGCCACCGGCGAGAGCUCAGGCCCCAAGGUCGCCAAGCGCCUGCAAUCGGAGCUCAUGUCGCUGAUGAUGUCGGGCGACGAGGGUGUGUCGGCCUUCCCGGAUGGGGACAAUCUGUUCCACUGGGUGGGGACGGUCAAGGGCGCCGAUGGGACGGUGUACGAGGGCCUCGAGUAUAAGCUCUCGCUCACCUUCCCGACCUCGUAUCCGUACUCGGCGCCAACGGUCAAGUUUGUCACGCCGUGCUUCCACCCGAACGUUGAUCAGUACGGCAACAUUUGCCUCGACAUUCUCAAGGACAAGUGGUCGGCGAUCUACAAUGUUUCGACCAUCCUCAUCUCUAUCCGCUCGCUCCUUGGCGAGCCGAACAACGACUCGCCGCUCAAUGGCUACGCCGCUGCGCUGUGGGACAACCAGACCGAGUACCGGGCGGUCAAUGUCAAGAAGUUUGCCGAGGGCACUGCGUGAUGACGGCUGAUCACUGCCUCUCCGUGCUGCGGAACUCGGGCUAUCUUGUCAUCCUGCCUCGGCUCCCGGCGCGCCUCCAACGACCCCCCCCUGGCGCGCGCCAUCUGACCGGCGCGCUACCUUCCUUGUUAACUCUGCCCCUCAAUCGAUAAAUGACGGACCUCC
Thecamonas trahens ATCC 50062 is the source of this 691-nucleotide messenger RNA. RefSeq names its product ubiquitin-conjugating enzyme E2 C. NCBI's taxonomy places the organism in Eukaryota, Apusomonadida, Apusomonadidae. The transcript is spliced from 2 exons. The record is from RefSeq and is a predicted model, not a curated record. Bases 26 to 526 code for a protein of 166 amino acids.